CCUCCGGGCUUCCGGCGUGGUUUCUGCGCGCCAGCAUGGACCGUAACCCGUCGCCUCCGCCGCCUAGCUGCGAUCAGGAGGACGAGGAGGACCUGGCCGGGGGAGACUGCAUUGGGAGCACGGUCUACAGCAAGCACUGGCUCUUCGGCGUCCUCAGCGGGCUCAUCCAGAUUGUCACACUUGAAAGUGACAAGUCCGGCUCAGAUGAUGAUGAGCAGCAGAUGGAGCUUGCUGAAGAAAUGGAGAAUGAAAUUUGCAGAGUCUGGGAUAUGUCCAUGGAUGAGGAUGUGGCUUUAUUUCUCCAAGAAUUUAAGGCUCCUGACAUAUUCAUGGGAGUGCUGGCCAAAUCCAGGUGCCCCCGAUUAAGAGAAAUCUGUGUGGGAAUUUUAGGGAAUAUGGCUUGUUUCCAGGACAUAUGUGUGUCCAUCAGCAGCUGCGAGGAUCGUGGGCAGGUGCUUCUGCAGUGUUUGUGUGACUCGGACCCACCCACUCUGCUAGAGACCAGCAGGUUGUUGCUUACUUGCCUUUCCCAGACAGAAGUGGCCAGUGUCUGGGUUGAGAGGAUCCGGGAACAUCCAUCUAUUUACACUAGUGUUUGCUUCAUCAUGUCAAGUUCGACAAAUGUGGACUUGCUGGUGAAGGUGGGGGAGGUCGUGGACAAGCUCUUCGACUUGGAUGAAACGCUCAUGUUGGAGUGGAUUAGAAAUGGGACUGCCUGGCCUCUGGACCAACCCCGGGAGGACUCUGAAGAGCAGCCGGGGCUUUCGAUUGUCCCCUGUGUACUGGAAGCCGCCAAACAAGUACGUUCUGAAACCCUGGAAGGGCUGGAUGUUUACAUGCACAUCUUACAGCUGCUUACCACAGUGGAUGAUGGCAUUCAGGCAAUCGUGCAGUGUCCUGAUACUGGAAAAGCCACAUGGAAUUUCCUUUUUGACCUGGUGUGCCAUGAGUUCUGCCAAGCGGGGGACCCGCCCAUCAUCCUGCAGGAGCAGAAGACGGUGCUGGCCUCUGUGCUCUCGGUACUGUCUGCCAUCAGUGCUUCCCAGUCCGAGCAGGAGCACCUGGACAGAGAAGAAGGCAAGUGUGGUGUCUGCUCACCAAACGAAACCGGUGCCCGCCAGAUCACAGUGGCUCUUCCCCUAAUUGACAGCUUAAUUCGGGUGUUGCAAAAUAUGGAACAUUGUCAGAAGAAACCAGAGAACUCCGCAGAGUCCAACACAGAAGAGCCCACACACUGUGCUUCAACCCAGGAUGACUUCCAUAUGAAGAUCCUGAAGGAUAUUUCGUGUGAAUUCCUUUCUGCUAUUCUUCAGGCGUUAACAAAGGAAACCGUGGCUCAGGGACUGAAGGAGGGCCAGUUAAGCAAACAGAAAUGUUCCUGUGUGUUUCAGAGCCUCCUGCCCCGCUACAGCCCUGUGGUGGAAGGCUUCAUUCAAGCUCUACGUGACGUUGAUAAGACUCUGGCUGAUGACCUGGAAGAAAGCUUUCCAAGUGUGAAGGCUCAGACUUGAGACCUAAGUUGGAGUUUCUGCUGUCCAAGGAAUAAACUACGUUUUUUACGGCUUAAA
Messenger RNA from Peromyscus californicus insignis, 1568 nucleotides. RefSeq names its product serum amyloid A like 1 (gene Saal1). Bases 36 to 1511 code for a protein of 491 amino acids. NCBI's taxonomy places the organism in Eukaryota, Metazoa, Chordata, Mammalia, Rodentia, Cricetidae. The record is from RefSeq and is a predicted model, not a curated record. The transcript is spliced from 12 exons.